GGAUGAGAGAUGUGAAGUAUUUUUCACUAGGUAUAUGUAUACUUGUUUUGACUUUUUCAAGGAUUUUGCCAUUUCGUCUGCCAAACAAUUUCACAUUGAAGAGCACCGUCGAAUUCUCAAAUUUAUGCAAAUAAGUGUUCAAGAUGGAAAAAAAAUCUAAAAAUCCUUGGUACAGUUUAUCCACCGUUACUACUUUUGACAAAGGAACUGGUGCUUUUCAAACAAGAUAUUUUGAUAAGAAUAGGAAAGAAAAAAAUAUCAACAAAGUCAUUAAAAAAUGUUCUCCGAGUGUCUUAAUUACUUCACUACUGAAUUACAUAUGCUACUUAAGCGAAAAGGACCCAGAGCAAAAACAAAAUUUAUAUUCUUUAUUAUGUAAUGUUAUGCAGAAAAUGGAUCUUAUAGAUUCUUCUCAUAAAAUAAAACCAGUUAAACUUGCUGAUGGGAAAUACAUGGAUGCUGUAUAUCAAUUAAUCAACGUAGCUAGAUCAGUCAUUGGGAAUGAUAAGGCAAUAUCCAUACCGAGACCUGUUUGGUCAUACAUUUCCUUAUACCAGGAUCAGUUUAUAGAAACCGGGUUUAUAGCAGGUGGUGGUUUUGGCAGUGUUUUUAAGGCUAAGCACAAACUUGACGAGGUCGAGUAUGCAAUAAAGAAAAUUAUUGUCAAACCUGGGAAAAUCAAAACUAUUAUUCAUUAUUUGGAAGAAGUUAAAACACUUGCCAAAUUAAAUCAUUCAAAUAUUGUAUCCUACAAACAAGCGUGGAUAGAACCUUAUACCGCACCCUGCCUUCCACAACUGACACCUCUGAUAGAUUUGAGAAAUGAUGAAAGUGUAGAUAUUGAAAGUUGCACAAAGUCUUGUAGAAUUUUCAGUGGAAGUCAACGCUUGCGUUGUAGCUACGAAGUCGAUGAAUCUUGUUCAGACAGUAUUUCGUUUAGAGGAGAAAAUAGUAAUCCAUGUAGUAUUAGUAUUGAAAGUGAUACUGACAACAAUGCUGGUGAAGAUAAUUUAAAAAGUGAAAAAAUUAGUGACACUCGUUCAAAUCUCAGUUCGUUUGAAGAGAAAAAAGAGGAAGAAGCACGUAACGUUGAAAGUGAUAUUAAUAAUAAAAUUAAUACCGGUUCUGGAAUCAGCACAGAAGAAAGCAGUGAUGAAUCUCUUGAAAACAUCAAAAUUUGUCAAUACUCUAGAGAAAAAAAGCUGUACACAAUAUUGUAUAUUCAAAUGGCAUUAUGUGAAAAAACAUUGCGCCACUGGUUAGAUGACAGAACUGAACCUACUCCGGUGUCUGUAAUGGCUGACAUAGCAACACAAAUACUUUGUGGCCUGAAUUACAUACAUUCUCUAAACAUUGUGCAUCACGACAUAAAGCCAAGUAACAUAUUCAUUUCAACAUCAGGAAAACUACGAAUACAACUUGGAGACUUUGGUUUGGCUUGUCCUUUGCAAAAAGAAAGUCAUAAUUCUAUUGUUGGAACUUGUAUGUAUGCAGCACCCGAGCAAUUAAAUGGAGAAUGCAAUCCAAUGAGUGACGUUUACAGUUUGGGUAUUGUCUUUUUGGAACUAUUAGUUCCUAUGAAAACAGUCAGUGAAUGUGUUGAAAUGAUUAAUCAUUUAAAAUCAAAUCAAAUACCAUCAAGUUUAGCUUCCUCGCAUCAAAAAUGGAUCAAUACAAUUAAAAAAUUGUUAAAUCACAACCCAGCACAACGGCCUUCAUCGAGCGAACUUCUGGAAGACUUACGAAUAGAUAAAGACUUGACAAUAUCAAAAUUGGAACAUGAAAACAGUAGGCUAAGACAUGAAAACGAAAAAAAAGAUCAAACCAUAAGCGAGUUGCAAAAUUUUAUUAAAAAUUUGCAGGAUCAACUAAAGAAUCUGCAAGAAGGAAAUCUGAAAUAGGCUCAAUUCAUGACAUUUUGUACAAAGCGUUGUAAAUAUUUAAC
This is a messenger RNA of Copidosoma floridanum, 1945 nucleotides long. Its product is annotated as eukaryotic translation initiation factor 2-alpha kinase 1. NCBI's taxonomy places the organism in Eukaryota, Metazoa, Arthropoda, Insecta, Hymenoptera, Encyrtidae. Gene Ontology annotation, molecular function: eukaryotic translation initiation factor 2alpha kinase activity; ATP binding. Gene Ontology annotation, cellular component: cytoplasm; nucleus. The record is from RefSeq and is a predicted model, not a curated record. Gene Ontology annotation, biological process: regulation of translational initiation by eIF2 alpha phosphorylation.